AGAAAUGUCCCGAAUUUUUUCAAGCCGAUGAGUUGUGAUUCCAGGUGUGCAUACCAUGAAAACCAUAACGUCCUCGUUACGACCACAACAAUUUAUGCAAAUUCCUCUCAAAAACCACAAAGCUAGAAAGUUUUUUCUACUCUUAGUAGAACUAGGUCCCGAAUUACGCAUCGCCUCAUUUUAAAAACUCAAUCAAGUCGGCGUGGUCUUACAUCGCUAGUGCUUAAGGUCGAGUUUGGCGAAUUUCAGGUCCGGCUUCUGGUUUAAGCUCGUCGGCGCUGGUGAGCCUUAUGUCCGGGCCUCUUAAGGGGUCUCUUCAGGUAGGUUGGCCUUAGUAAGCUCCAGAAGGGGGGCAGAGGGGCACGAGGGAGCCCUGAGCUACACACUACUGCUAGGAUCAUUGGGCUACCAUCUCUAGUUUGGUACAGAAGCAAAACUCGGAAGAAGAUUGUGUUCCAUCAGCGAGCUGGUGAAAGCAGUUGCAGGAAUCGUCGAAAAUCCCGGCUGAGUAAUAAACGUGUCGAGAUAAGAAUCAGACACGAUGUUUGCGAUAAUCCAGAUCGACAACGACGUUAGUGGGCGCGAGUUCCGUAGAAAAAUGCGCCCGAAGUACGAAUUCAUCUGCAAAUACUGCCAGCGGAAAUUCACCAAAUCCUACAAUCUGAUGAUCCACGAGCGGACGCACAAAAGCCCCGAACUGACCUUUUCCUGCGAGGUGUGCGGCAGGGGCUUCAAGCGCCAGGACAACCUCAAACAGCACAGAUGUAAUCAAUGCAUAUGGCGGUAAAGGGCUCCUGACCGAUGGGUAAUUCCGGCCCUGUUCUUCUUUCAUUGCAAUGACUAUACACUACUCCACAGCCCCGGCCUACAGUUGUUUUUCAAGAUUUUAAUUAAUCUCGAACCAAUUAUGACUUUCCUAUUGUCGCAGUAUUCCCCCAAAAUUAUUUAUAUGUUAUUGCAUUCUGUAUAUAUCCAAAAACAACUAAGCUAGUUAAGUAAACUUGAUCAAAUUAAUUGGAGCCAGACUACAGUUCGUCUAGUCUAAAACGAUUUUCCCAAUCAGUUGGCAAUGAAAUUGUGCAAUUUUCGCAGACUUGUACAGUCGACUUAUCGCUUCAAUCCUCCAUUUCUAGUUAAGUGAUAACGUACUAAACAAUGUAAAUUUUAACAACUGUGUAUUUUUUGCGCCGCAAAAAGUCCCACAGUGCCUAGAUGUAAGCUCGCAAUAUUUAAUUUAAGUUUGUCCCCUACUUGUAAGCAUUAUAUUUAUUAACUAGAGCUUUAUAUUAAACGAUGAAACAACAA
Tribolium castaneum (red flour beetle) is the source of this 1305-nucleotide messenger RNA. It is a transcript of the gene drm, whose product is annotated as drumstick. The record is from RefSeq and is a predicted model, not a curated record. The transcript has 4 exons. Gene Ontology annotation, cellular component: nucleus. Bases 542 to 787 code for a protein of 81 amino acids. Lineage: Eukaryota; Metazoa; Arthropoda; Insecta; Coleoptera; Tenebrionidae. Gene Ontology annotation, molecular function: RNA polymerase II transcription regulatory region sequence-specific DNA binding; DNA-binding transcription factor activity, RNA polymerase II-specific. Gene Ontology annotation, biological process: embryo development; regulation of transcription by RNA polymerase II.